AUGGCUGUGAUAGAUGACUUCUUUGGUAAAAAUAAGGUACAACAAAACAAGGUGAAAAGAAGAGCCACACAGCCCAAACCAUCGGCUAGAGCGGCAGCAGCAACUUCAGUCACGGGUGGUGAUGAACGUGUUAUAAAGAAACCUAAGCUGGAAUUGGAUGAAAACAGCAACGAUGCAACACAGAAACUAAGUGCAGAGGACGUUUUAAAGACAAUUCCAGAUUUAGACCUAGAUUCAGUCGACAUUGGGUCUGGCAAAUUUUCCUUUGCUAACAAGCAAGAUGAUCCUUCUUCUUCCCACAACGAUUUUCAAGUUGAAGCAUUAGCCAAUGGAAGAGAAAACUGUCUCAAUGGGUUGACCAUUGUUUUCACGGGGAAUCUACCCACCAUUGAUAGGGAUCACGCGGUACAGUUGGCCAAAAGAUAUGGUGCAAAAGUCACGAGCAGUAUAAGUAAAAAUACCUCUUUAGUUGUAAUAGGUACGGGUGCUGGUCCAUCGAAAAUCUCCAAGAUCAAAAGUUUGGGCACCAAGUGUGUCAAUGAGGACGGAUUUGUGGAAUUGAUUUCGAAGAUGCCUGCAGACGGCGGUGCCGGGGAGAAGGCGCAGAAGGAACUGGCAAAGAAAAGAGAAGAGGAGAGGAAGGUUGAGAUGGAAAUAGAGGAGGAGAUUGCUAAAGAGAAGAAACAACAACAAGAGGAAAAAAGGAAGCGUUUAGAUGUGGCAAUGAAUUCGCCUGGGUUGUCAUCGUCAGGAUCUGCAUAUGUGAAACCGCCAGUUGACCGCUCAACACAACUAUGGACCGAUAGAUAUGCACCAACUGACAUGAAACAGAUCUGCGGUAACAAGGGGAACGUUGAAAUGUUGUACAAUUGGCUAGCUACUUGGUUCGAUAAACCACACGAUAUGAAAGGAUCCAGCAUUGAUGCAUUCAAGGCUGUUUUGAUUAGUGGACCACCAGGGAUUGGUAAAACAACAGCUGCCACUCUUUUAUCGAAAAAAUUGGGGUAUGAUGUUAUUGAAAAAAAUGCCAGUGAUUUUAGAUCUAAAAAAGUAUUAAACGACAGUUUGAAAGUUUCGCUUGAUAAUACCUCAGUUGCUGGUUUCUUCAAACACGAAGAUCAUACCGCUACCACCAACAACAAGAAGAUUGUUUUGUUGAUGGAUGAAGUUGAUGGUAUGUCAAGUGGUGAUAAUGGUGGUGUCGCACAGCUGGCAGCUUUUUGUAGGGAGACCAAGACACCAAUGAUUUUGAUCUGUAAUGAUAAAUCGUUGCCAAAGAUGAGAACGUUAGACAGAUGUUGCUUUGAUUUGGUCUGGAGAAGACCCUCUGCAAGAGAAAUGAAAUCCAGAUUGAUGACAAUUGCCCACAGAGAAGGUUUGAAGCUGGAUCCAAAUAUAAUAGAUAAGUUGGUGUCCAUUACGCACAAUGAUAUCAGGCAAAUCAUAAAUAUCAUGUCUACAGUUGCUAGAACACAAAAGUCUCUUAACUUUGACAAUCUGAACGAUAUGCAGGAUUCAUGGGAGAAAGAGGUUUCACUGAAACCAUUCGAUGUUAUCCCCAGAUUAUUAUCUGUUAGUAAUUUGUCCAUCAAUGAAAAGAUUGGGCUCUAUUUCAACGAUAUGGAUAUCAUACCACUGAUGGUCCAUGAAAAUUAUAAGCUUACGAAGCCCAUAAAGGCUGGGAAUAAUAAUCUAAAGCAUUUAAAGCAAUUAUCAAUAGCAUCAGACUUAAUAUCCGAAAGUGAUCAUGUCAAUUCCUUGAUUCGAUCCGGAGAACAGCAAUGGUCCCUUUUACCCUUCCAUGCCAUUAUGUCAACGGUUUACCCGGCAUUUGAAGUAGCAGGACAAAUUGCAGGCCGUAUCAACUUUACUAGCUGGCUAGGUCAGAAUUCGAAGCGGAUGAAGUUUGAUAGAAUUGUGCAGAACUUACAGUAUCAUUCGUGUAUCAAGACAGGCACUAAUAACAUUGAUUUAAGAUUGGAUUACGUUCCGUUUUUAAGGGAAAAACUGAUUAAGCCUUUAGUUGAUGAGGGCCUUGAUGGGAUUUCUACUGUAUUAGAGUUGAUGGAUGAAUAUUAUCUAACAAAGGAAGACUUUGAUAACAUACUUGAGCUUUCAGUCCAUGGAAGUAUGAAAGUAGAUGACAAGUACAAGAAAGUCCCAACGAAAGUGAAGAGUGCGUUUACAAGAAAGUAUAACUCCUAUUUACACCCCACGGUUAUUUACAAAACUGGUGAUUCGGUCUCGAAGGGGAGAGGUAAGAAAUCCUCGACUCAUCUUGGAGAAUUCGGGGAGGAGGAAGGUGAUGGUUUGGAGGCUGAUGCCGAUGCCGAUGCAGAUACGGCUAAUGGCGAAGAUGAUGAAAAUGGGAAUCAAGACAUCAGCAAAGACUCGCUUAUUAAAACCGUUAUCCCCAAGUCAACCAAGAAGGUGGCUUCCAAAAAGGCUAAGAAAUAG
Molecule: messenger RNA, 2457 nt
Organism: Pichia kudriavzevii
Lineage: Eukaryota; Fungi; Ascomycota; Pichiomycetes; Pichiales; Pichiaceae
Exons: 1
Coding region: 1-2457 (818 amino acids)
Biological process (GO): DNA repair; DNA replication
Cellular component (GO): nucleus; DNA replication factor C complex
Molecular function (GO): ATP hydrolysis activity; ATP binding; DNA binding
Source: RefSeq, a predicted model, not a curated record